AUGACGCAAUAUAGAAACAUACAUAGGGUUGAGAAAAGAGAUCCAGUGUCUAAGAACUUGAACUUUAUUCGUAAUACAAAUUAUACUAGUCACAUAAUUAAGAAGAGAUACAAUAAUCAAUAUUAUGUUGUAAGCGCACAACAUAGGGAUUGGAUGAUUGAAAUAUUAUCAGUUGAUAUAUCAGUAUGGAAUUGUUGUAGCUUAAAUGCUCAUUUCAGACUCCUAAAUGCUCAUUUUGAAUCACUAAUGAACAUUUCAGACAAUGUCCCAAAUGCUUAA
Messenger RNA from Funneliformis caledonium, 279 nucleotides. The record is from the annotation of a GenBank genome assembly. Lineage: Eukaryota; Fungi; Glomeromycota; Glomeromycetes; Glomerales; Glomeraceae.